Molecule: messenger RNA, 416 nt
Organism: Saccostrea cuccullata (small rock oyster)
Lineage: Eukaryota; Metazoa; Mollusca; Bivalvia; Ostreida; Ostreidae
Exons: 3
Coding region: 8-313 (101 amino acids)
Source: RefSeq, a predicted model, not a curated record
GUCAACAAUGUCAGAUAUCUUCCAAAGAUUGGAAACCUUCACUGGAAAGAAAUACCUGGAUCAGCUUAAUCUUAUUCAAAAACUGACGAUCAGAGGGGAAACUGAAACUGAAGAUAAUCCGAUAGAAAAGACUAAAAUGCAGGAAGAACUGAAAAAGCUUGCCAACAAAGAAGAAAGAACUUCAAGUCCAACAGAUCUUGACAACCCUAAAGAAGAUCUUCUACAACACAUGCUAACAGAAGAAACAACAGUACGACAUGCAAGAGGACUUGUGGUUGGAUGUGCUGGUGCUGGGAAAACAACACUCCUCUAAAGUCUUAUGGGCAAAAGUGUCGAAGAAAUAAAAGAAAUAAAAUCAACAAGAGGACUUCAAGUUUACGAACAUAUAUUUACAGUGACAGAUGGGUCUUUACUGG